AUGAGUUUCCCUACAGGCAUUUCUGCAUCCAGGAAGCAUUUCUUCCUUCCAGUGUAUUCCUUUCAUGUGCUGAGAUUCUAUUUGACAGUGCUUCUACUGUGCACUAUGGCAUCUGCAUGUCCCAAGAGCUGCUUGUGCACAGAUAGGAAUAGCCUGGUGGUGGUGCAGUGUUCUUCCCGCAACCUUGAGACUAUCCCUUCCGAUCUACCGCAUGACACCGUCGCUCUGCUGCUCUCUUCCAAUCAAAUCACCAAGAUCACUGGCCAGGCUUUUAAACACCUCCCUCACCUGCAAGAGCUUGAUUUGUCCCACAAUGCCAUUGACAGUGUAGAUGGUAAUGCUUUUCAGGGCAUCUCUGAGACCCUGCGGAUGCUUAAUCUGUCCCACAAUCGCCUACGUGGGGUACCCAAGGAGGCCUUUGCACGACUCCAUGCCAAGAUUGGCUUGGCUAACAAUCCAUGGCACUGUGAAUGCAUGCUACAGGAGGUGCUGCGGGAACUGGAACUCGACCCUGAGACUGCCAGUGAGGUGAGUUGUCAUACAGCUGUGCAGGAUGAGUAUGCAGGCAAGCCUGUCAUUCAGGUCCUAGACUCUGGCAUCAACUUCUGCAAUUUUCAUCACAAGACGACUGAUGUGGCCAUGUUUGUGACCAUGUUCGGCUGGUUCACCAUGGUGAUUGCUUAUGUAAUUUACUAUGUGCGGCACAACCAAGAGGAUGCCCGCAGGCACUUGGAGUAUCUCAAGUCUCUGCCAAGCACUUCCCAAAUUAGCAAAGACUUGGACACCAUAAGUACUGUUCUGUAG
Molecule: messenger RNA, 804 nt
Organism: Clarias gariepinus (North African catfish)
Lineage: Eukaryota; Metazoa; Chordata; Actinopteri; Siluriformes; Clariidae
Gene: lrrc3
Product: leucine rich repeat containing 3
Exons: 1
Coding region: 1-804 (267 amino acids)
Molecular function (GO): protein binding
Source: RefSeq, a predicted model, not a curated record